Molecule: messenger RNA, 681 nt
Organism: Solanum lycopersicum (tomato)
Lineage: Eukaryota; Viridiplantae; Streptophyta; Magnoliopsida; Solanales; Solanaceae
Biological process (GO): mRNA catabolic process; negative regulation of translation
Cellular component (GO): P-body; CCR4-NOT core complex; CCR4-NOT complex
Source: RefSeq, a predicted model, not a curated record
AUGGAGAAUCUACCAGAGUCACCAUUUUUUGAAUCAACAUUGGGAUCAUCGUCAUCAUCUCCAUCACAAAAAAGUCCUAAUGACUUGGGUGCUUUUACCCCAAAUCAGUUGGUGCUAUUGAUCGAUGAUGCUAGUCUUCAUGGAGAGGUCAUGCAUCAUCUCUACGAGGAAGUCACAUCUGCGUAUAAGAAGUUUUCACCCUCAACGCUAUCUAUGAGGGAAGCAACUCGAGUUUGUUGUGCUAUUGCUUUGUUUCAGGUUAUGGCUAAUAACCCAGAAACAAGAACGGGGCUCAUAAAAGCUGAAAUACCGUGUUAUUUCUAUCCAUUUCUCAAGCCCUGUGGAGAUGAUAAGCAUUUGGAGUGUGUGAGGACCACUACCUUGGGUGUUCUCAGUGACCUGUCAAAGUUUGAUGAUCCACAUGGAUCACAUGCCGUUCGUUUCUUCUUGGAAUCGGAAGCGGUUCCUUUGUGCUUGAAGUGCAUGGAUGUAUGUGACGAAAAGUCACAGAAGCACAACCACGAAGCUUCGCGGAUGUUGCAGGUUCUACAUAUCAAUAUUUAUAGAUACCUAUAUUUUUUGCCAAUUGAAGAGAGAAAAUGGAUUGCAAAAAAGGCUGCAUCAAGUUAUGCAUCAUGUUCUGCAUCAAGUUCAAAGGGUAAGGGAUCGAGAACUUCUUGA